This is a messenger RNA of Serinus canaria (Common canary), 1783 nucleotides long. RefSeq names its product NAD-dependent protein deacylase sirtuin-5, mitochondrial. The coding region runs from base 172 to 1500 and encodes 442 amino acids. The record is from RefSeq and is a predicted model, not a curated record. NCBI's taxonomy places the organism in Eukaryota, Metazoa, Chordata, Aves, Passeriformes, Fringillidae. The transcript is spliced from 13 exons. Gene Ontology annotation, molecular function: protein-succinyllysine desuccinylase activity; NAD+ binding; RNA binding. Gene Ontology annotation, cellular component: nucleus.
CUCAGAACAUUGAUGAGCUGCACAGGAAGGCAGGCACCAAGCACCUCUUAGAAAUCCACGGUAGUUUAUUUAAAACUCGGUGCACCAGCUGUGGAAACGUAGCUGCGAAUUACAAGAGCCCGAUCUGCCCCGCAUUGGCUGGGAAGGGGGCUCCAGAUCCUGACACAGAAGAUGCUGCCAUUCCAGUUGAAGACCUUCCUCAGUGUGAGGAGGACGGCUGCAAUGGGCUCCUGCGGCCCCACGUGGUGUGGUUUGGCGAAGCCCUGGAUCCCAGUGUGCUCACGGCAGUGGAGAAGGAGCUGGAUAUUUGUGACCUCUGCUUGGUUGUCGGGACCUCGUCCGUGGUGUAUCCUGCGGCCAUGUUCGCCCCUCAGGUCUCGGCCAGAGGAGUCCCGGUCGCGGAGUUCAACAUGGAAACCACUCCUGCCACCAACAGGUUCAGGUUCCACUUCCCGGGCCCCUGCGGGACCACACUGCCGCCGGCGCUGGCGCGACACGAGACAGAGAUCAUCUCCUGAGCCCUGGGAUCACCCCCGGAGUGCCGGGAGCGGUCCGGGCCGGCGGGACGCAGCGCGGGGCGGGCGGGCCGGAGGCGGCGGCGGGACUCGUCCCUACGGCAAUAAAGGCGGGGCGGCCGGGCCAUCUCCGAUGUGCUGUGUCUGUGCGCGCAUCCCGCGGGGCGGGGCGGGGCUGGGCGGGCGUCCCGGCGCUCGGCAUUCCCCGGCGGAAGGCGGGAGUGGUUCCGGGGCGGGCGGCGCAGGGACCGCGGCCAUGGCGCGCCGGCAGAAGGCGAAGGCGGCGGCCGCGGGCAAGCGCAAGGCUCUCGCCGCGCUGCCCAGUCCGGCCUCCUCCUCGGAGGACGAGGCCCCGGAGGAGGUGUCCUUCGGCGUGGCGAGGGAGGCGGCCGAGGCCGAGCGGAAGCUCGUGGGAGAGGCGGCGCGGAGGCACCGGGAGCUGCUGAAGGAGAAGCGGCGGCGGCACCAGGAGCUGUUCGCGGAGCAGAAGAAGCGCAGGCUGCUGCCCGAGGCCGUGCUGCAAGAGCUGCAGGAACUGCAAGAGCUGCAGGAUGUGUCCGCACGGCCCGCUGAGCAGGCUGCAGCAGAUGACCCAGUUACUCUAGGUGAAGAACUUGAAGCUGAGGCUGUAGAGCUGGAGCAAGGCCAGGCCCAAAGGCAAGGCCAAGCUGAAGUGCAGGAGAAGAAAGGCAAGAGGAGCAAGGGUGCCAGGACAAAAGGGAACUACGUGGCUGUGUGCUUGAAAGACCACAGUGCAACAGGCCUCCACCAACAGCUGGCUAGAGACUUCUUAAAUGCUCAGCUCUAUGGGCCACACACCAACCGGGUACCGGCAAAUGAAUUUUUCUCCCUUGCAAACAAGAGAGGCCCUGUCAAAAAAGCUGCCAUUCACUUUGUGGACAAGUCUUGGGGGCAAGAUAAAAAGGAAAAAGCAGCAAGGUUUAAGAAACGCUGGCUGGCAACACAUAUUAAAAAUGGAGUUUGAAGACAGUUUUUUCAGAAGAUGCUGCUAAGGACUUUUAGUGACAGUUGAUCUCAACUCAACACAGGUGUUUUUCCUACUUCAUCAUCACUUUGCUUUCAGUUCCAGCCAGCAGAAGGCACUGAGUUGAGCCUGAUUGGAUUUCCCUCUCCCCUUUCAGAAGUUCUUGGGGAAGCUACAGAGCAGCCAGGCCAGUGUUUUAGAACAGCUGGUGCUAGGACCAGGCUUGCUGAGCUGCCUCCAUGAGGCAAUGCCUUUGCAGAGAAUAAAGAUGAGCAAUGUUGUA